GGUUAGGUUUGCAGUGGGCGACUUAUGUAGCCGGUCGGUCGGUGCCCUCGCUUCUACUUCGAGGACAGCGGCCGGGGAAUCGCGUCGGCCGGGUCCGCGUGGUGCUGGCUAGCUGUCGUGGAGAGCAGAACAAAAAAAGGAUAAACCAUCAGAUUGAAAAAACGCCGCCCGACUUGGCAGCAUGUUUCUGCUGAAUAUUUGCAUCUGUGCCAGCCUUGUGCUUUCUCUCCCUCGGCGCACGAGUCAGUCCUGCAUCGAUGGGACGCCAAGGCAGUGCCAAGAGGCAGAGUUUGCUCCGGGUACCAAUUUGGCGGGGGAAGGCUACGACAUCAUCAAAAUGGAACGUAAGGGCGCCUACGUGCUCGACAUGAAUAAGUGGAAACGCAAGGACAACAAAUGCACCCUGUGUCGCAACCCGUAUCUGGAGAACAGACAGCAAAAGCUCCCUCUGUCAGUGGUGGACUGGAGGCCGAAACAGUCCUGCAGCACCAAAGUGUCCAGUAAACUCCACCGGUCCAGUGAGUCUCUGGUCACUGCCAGCUCUGCCUCUGUGGACAACAACUGGCAGUCCAAUCUGGACAUUGAUUUGGGUAAAAGAGGCGCCUCGGUGAUGUUGGCCGGUUCCCACUCUAAACUGGCUGAGUAUUCCAUGGAAAAAACCAAGAGUGACAAGUUCAGCUUCACCAGCCAAAGCAUGUUCUGCGAGUACUACAGCUACCGAGUGUCCAGCACUCCCAGACUGCACAAAGAGUUUAGAAAAGCAGUGAAAGAUCUCCCCAAAACCUACAGCCCUGAAUUCAAGCAACGGUUUUACAGUCUGAUAGACAACUUUGGCACCCAUUACAUCACUAAGGUGAAGUUGGGAGGCAGUGUUGAAUCUGUGACCAGCAUCAGGCAGUGUCUGGCCAGCCUGCAGGGCCUCAGUGUGGAGGAGGUGCAGAUGUGCCUGGAAGUGGAAGCGUCCGCCACCUUCAUAGCCACAGCGAAAGCUCAAACAAAACACUGCAAAAAGGACACCGAGAAGAUGGAGAGUAAAGCAACCUUCUCCAGCCACUUCAGUGACAGGUUCACAGAAAUUAAGGGAGGCCACAGCACGGAGCCCGACCUUCUCUUCUCGGCUGACAAAAACCCAUCGGCCUACAAGGAGUGGCUCGUCACACUCCCACAGAAUCCAGACAUACUCUCAUAUUCGCUGAGCUCCCUCCACGAGUUGCUGCCCGUGAACACGCCUGUCCGGAAGAACCUGCGCUCAGCCAUCAGCCACUACAUCCUGGAGAAAGGCCUGUGGAGGAACUGCAGCGAGGGCUGUCGGGCCGGCAUCAAGAGCGAUUCCAGAGACCCCUGCGUCUGCCAGUGCCACAAUGACCCUGCGGUAGGCCAAGACUGCUGCCCGACCCAAAAGGGCAUGGCACGGGUCGUCAUAACCGUGCAACGCGCCUCUGGUCUCUGGGGGGACCACACCACAGCCACAGAUGGUUAUGUGAAGGUGUCGUUCAACGGGAACGAGGUCCGGCAGUCUCCCGUCAUUUAUAACAACGACAACCCACACUGGGCCCUGGUCGUGGAACUGGGCUCGCAGGAUUUGUCCAAAGGACGUAAAGUGAGAUUUGAAGUGUGGGACAAGGACAGCAACUGGGACGACGACCUGUUGGGGGAGUGUGAGAAGCUUCUGUCGGCCGGCGCCGCGGAGGACCUGUGCGUGCUGCAGCAUGGCCAGCUGUUCUACAAGUGGCAGGUGACAUGUGCCCCGAGUCUGAGCGGAGAAUCCUGCACGGAGUAUAAAGCUUCGCCCAUGAGUCAAAGUCUGAAGAGUCUGUACGUCUCCCGUCACUCCCACCCUCUUCCAAGGGCCAUGCUCUUGGAGAUGGGCGUGUUUGUGGACGAGGCAAGUUCACAGAGAAACCAGAGUCUGGCAGCCAAGAGUCAAAAGUUUGAUGUGAUGUAAUCUGACUUCUUCAAUCAGAACUCCAUAAUUAACACCGAUCAGUGAGAACUCUUAUGUGGUGAGAAAGCAGCUGGAGCUCAACUGUGGAAAGUGUUCCGUAUGUUGGGUACGUUCAGUUUAACUUACAUCUAAUUCUUUGAUUGGUAGUUCACAGUUUCUGCGUUCUGUAUGAUUUGUGUUUGGCAGAAGAGCGUUGUCUGAAUCAGGUGACGGAAAUGUGCUGUUAUAAAUGUUUAUAACAGUUGGAAACAAGAUAUGUAUAUAUAAAAAUGAGCUGUUGGCAGAUUUUGUAUCUCGUGCAGUCACUUUGUUGCACAAACCUUUAGUAAUAUAUGCUUGCCUGUUUUGUGCUUCAAAUCACUUCAGUAUCACUCUGUGUCCUCUCGGCAGGAUGCUUGUUUAUCCACAAUAAAAGCGUCACAUCAUUA
This is a messenger RNA of Scophthalmus maximus (turbot), 2373 nucleotides long. RefSeq names its product perforin-1-like. Bases 182 to 1945 code for a protein of 587 amino acids. NCBI's taxonomy places the organism in Eukaryota, Metazoa, Chordata, Actinopteri, Pleuronectiformes, Scophthalmidae. Gene Ontology annotation, molecular function: calcium ion binding; pore-forming activity. The transcript is spliced from 5 exons. Gene Ontology annotation, biological process: leukocyte mediated cytotoxicity. The record is from RefSeq and is a predicted model, not a curated record.